Capsella rubella is the source of this 1415-nucleotide messenger RNA. RefSeq lists its product as uncharacterized. The record is from RefSeq and is a predicted model, not a curated record. Lineage: Eukaryota; Viridiplantae; Streptophyta; Magnoliopsida; Brassicales; Brassicaceae.
AUGAAUAAGACCUGCCAGUUCCAACGUGAAAUAGACUCUGAUGGUUUAUUGAUUGCGAAUUUCAAAAGAUUAGAGUGGUUCUUGAAAAUUGAUUGUGAUACAAAUAGCUGGAGGAACUGGAAGCUCAGGAGACUCGUUGAGAACAUAUUCUGCUGUUCCUUAAACUGCACAUGUACUUCACAUCACAGUUUCAAGGUUUUUCUUCUUCUUAUUGGUUUAGACAAAUCUAAAAAAAAAGGGGAAAACACACGGAAGAACAGCGAUUGGCGAAUGCGAGAUUCGGAUGGUCAGGGCUCGCUGAGAGAGGAAAUAAGGUACAGAAUCUUGCUUAUAGCUUUACUUACCAGUAAGUUACUACACACGUUUUCAACUUGGCUUUGUCGACAUUUCAUUACCAAAAAACUUUUAUUUUCACAACACAUGAAGACUUGAAAAGUUUUCCUCACUUGAAAUGGAAACUUCUUUUGCUACCCGUAGCUUUUUAAUGAAAUGUUCCAUUAACUGAAUAUUGUAAUAGACAUCACUACUUAUCAUCUAUGUUAGUAUGAGACAUCCUUAUUAUCUAUGCUCCUUAACUGACCCUACCUUUAUUGCUUCUUUGGGAACCUAUGGACUAUAGAGUAGUCACUAACUAAAACCAAGCAAUGAUUCGUGCUCCGAAACACGUUUCCCCAUAAGUUUUCUACUCCAAGGAGAUACAUGUUUUAAAACCAUUCAUUACUUUUGAGGUGUAGAUUAAUCAUAAGAAGAAAAAUCGUCUUCGCAUGUUGUUACUUGCUUCUUUUUUGAAUCUGGCUUCAAUGUACCAAGGAGUAUUAGGAAACUGUCAACAUAUGAUCUUUGUAGUGCUGCAAUAUCAGAAACACAAUCUCAAGGAUAUGGACAUGAAACCGAUUUCGGGCCAUCGGAAGUUGGUUAUUCUACUAUAUUUGAUUGGUAAGUAUGUUACUACUUUUACUUGUGAAUUUGAUUCUUGACUUUAAUCUAAUUAAUUUCGAAACAGAAGCAUUAAAAAAUAUUGGGAAUAUGGUUACAAUCGGUUUACUACUCGUAUCAAGGGAAAACAUCUGUAUAUGAUUAUGAAGAUAUAUUGUUACGGUUCAUAUCAGUUUGCAAUUACAGUUAUAACUUGGUAGUGGUAACAUAGGUCCCAGGAGAGUGUGGACUUCGAACUCUUUUUGUCUUUGUGAUUUCUCUGCCUUCAAUUAUUAAUUUUUGGAAACUUCAAUUGGUGAGGGCAUUUUAGUAUUUUUACUUGUCUUAGUUUCAACGGCGAAAAAUACUGGGACAAAUUCGAUCUGGUCUGAAGCAUCAAUUGUGUCAUCCCUAUGCAUGCAUAUUUAUAAAAAAAUAAUUGUAACUCCCGUCUUUGAUAUUUAUAAAAAAAAAAUACGACUUUUGUUGUUACUUUUGCA